GUCGUUAACUCGUGUCGAGCUCGGCUACAGGACGUGGCUGCCGACGGCGCCAAUGAGCCGGAUAUGAAUUAUUGACUAGUCCCGGUCUCCACUCGAGCCAUUAGCCAUGCCAAGCUCCGGAGGAGGUGGCUGAGCUUAGCUUGUCGAUUCUUAGCUCCGACCUGCGCUGGAUUCGAUGGAUUAUGCGGAUGGCCUGGCGGUUCUGGGCCCAUACUAGACAUGGUACACACUACACCCAAGGUACUGUAUAAAAUGCUGCACACUUCCAGCCGCCGUCAAGAUGGAAGAAUAGGGAAUUCCAUCGCCACAGUUGUCCUUCUUUCCCCCUCUUCCUAGUUUUUUUUUUCGUUUUCAACCUUACGCUCUUUCGAACACUCGCUCCUUUCGCCAUCAUGAAGCGCAGCGCGCUCCUUCUUUCCUUCCUUCCCCUCGCCUUGGGAUGCGACAGUCCCGAGAGCCAUGCCUGUGCCUCCAUCUACUCGGUGUCAUCCGCUGCAGCUGCCAGCUUCUGUGCCACUUUCACGGCGAGCUCGGUGACCGCCACGACUGAUGUGCCGGACGUCUUCCUCUCCAACUGCGACUACAAGACUAAGCACCUGUCGAGUGCCUGCAGUUGCUUGGGCACCGCCGACGCAUCUUCUCCCGCAUCGACCUCGGCAGCCUCCUCCAGCAGUCAGGGCAAGGCCCCUCCUGUUGCAGCCACUCGGACUUCUGCGGCUGCGACCACCUUCCAAACCACCGCCGUUCGCGUGGCAGUGUCUACCUCGGCAGUGGCGGCUGCGACUACCCAGGCCCCCGUACCGGUGCAGAGCUCCGUCGCGGGCAAUGGAGGGACGACUUGCACGGUGACCGAAUACGCCUCGAUCUCCUCGGCCGUCGCAUCCUGCUCCAACAUUCUCCUGUCCGGCGUCUCUGCCCCGGCAUCCAGCACUAUCGAUCUCACGGGUCUGCAGACCGGCGCAGCGGUCAUCUUCGCUGGUGAAACCACCUUCGGUGACACCUAUGACGAUGACUUCGAUCCCAUUGUCAUCUCGGGUACCGACCUGACCAUCACUGGUGAGGAGGGACAUGUCAUCAACGGCAACGGUGAAGCCUACUGGGACGGCGAGGGAUCCAAUGGUGGACAGGACAAACCCGACCACUUCAUUGUCAUCAAAGACAUGUACAACUCCAGCAUCCAGAACCUCAACAUCAUGAACUGGCCCGUCCACUGCUUCGAGAUCGAGAACACCGAGUACCUCACCAUCUCCGGCCUGACCCUCAACAACUCGGCCGGCGAUGCCGCCAACAGCAAGAGCGACGGCGACCCGGCCGCCCACAACACUGAUGCCUUCGACAUCAAGCAGAGCGACUACCUGACCCUUUCCAACAGCUGGGUGCACAACCAGGACGACUGUGUGGCCGUCACCAGCGGCACGGAGAUUGUCGUCGAUAACCUUUACUGCUACGGUGGCCAUGGUCUGAGCAUCGGCUCCAUCGGCGGCAAGAGCGACAACACCGUCAACGGUGUUACCUUCUCCAACUCGCAGGUCGUGAACAGCGAGAACGGCUGCCGCAUCAAGAGCAACGCCGGUGAGACAGGCGAGGUCUACAACAUCCGCUACGAGAAUAUCACCCUGUCCGGCAUCACCGACUACGGUAUCGACGUCCAGCAGGAUUACGAGAACGGCGGUGCCACCGGCGACCCGACCAACGGCGUCAAGAUUGAGAACGUCACUUUUGUCGACGUCACUGGUACCAUGAGCGACGGCAAGGACUACUACAUCCUCUGCGGUGACGGCAGCUGCUCCAACUUUGUCUUCACCGAUGUGGACAUCACCGGUGGUAGCGACGACAGCUGCAACUACCCGUCCAGCGGAUGCCCGUAAGGUGCUACGUGGACUUCUCUGGGGUAGGACUGUGAAUGUAUAGUAUCAUCUUUUUCAUCUUCUUAUUUCUGAUGCUGUCGAUCAGCGGAUUUAGCUUAGUGUAAACCAACUCAAUCAAGGUUUAUGUGUUUGUG
Molecule: messenger RNA, 2002 nt
Organism: Aspergillus ibericus CBS 121593
Lineage: Eukaryota; Fungi; Ascomycota; Eurotiomycetes; Eurotiales; Aspergillaceae
Product: glycoside hydrolase family 28 protein
Exons: 5
Coding region: 393-1868 (491 amino acids)
Biological process (GO): pectin catabolic process
Cellular component (GO): extracellular region
Molecular function (GO): polygalacturonase activity
Source: RefSeq, a predicted model, not a curated record